Pygocentrus nattereri (red-bellied piranha) is the source of this 2515-nucleotide messenger RNA. RefSeq names its product solute carrier family 25 member 44b (gene slc25a44b). The record is from RefSeq and is a predicted model, not a curated record. The coding region runs from base 265 to 1215 and encodes 316 amino acids. The transcript has 4 exons. Gene Ontology annotation, biological process: branched-chain amino acid catabolic process. Gene Ontology annotation, cellular component: mitochondrion. Lineage: Eukaryota; Metazoa; Chordata; Actinopteri; Characiformes; Serrasalmidae. Gene Ontology annotation, molecular function: branched-chain amino acid transmembrane transporter activity.
GGGCGCCAACGCGGCUGUGGAUACGACGCGCCCCACCUGAAGAAGAAGGAGGAGGAGAAGCCCCUGGCCGCUGGGUUUGGUGUUAUAUUAUGGUGCUAGCCGGUAAAGGAGAGCAUGUCUGCAGAUGACCGUUGGGCACCCCUCUAAAUAAUUACAUGACCUGGAAUGGAAAGGCACAGUUCUGCGAUGAGGCUGAGUUAAAGCGUGUUUUUUGCUGCACGGAUAGAAGCCUGAGGCUGAUGCUGGGCGCUUCAGGCAGGAACCAUGCAGCAGAAACGCAACAUCCAGAUCAUAGAAUGGGAGGACCUGGACAAGCGCAAAUUCUACUCCUUCGGAGUGUUCAUGACCAUGACCAUUCGUGCCACUGUGUACCCAGCCAUGCUCAUCCGCACCAGGCUGCAGGUACAGAAAGGGAAAUCUCUCUAUACUGGGACCUAUGACGCCUUCCGAAAGAUCCUGCGAGCUGAGGGUGUGAGGGGCCUUUACAGGGGUUUCAUGGUCAACACAUUCACUCUCAUAUCUGGCCAGGCGUACAUCACCACAUAUGAACUGGUGAGGAAGUAUGUCUCCAACUACUCUAAGGAUAACACACUUAAGUCACUGGUAGCAGGAGGGUCGGCGUCACUAGUGGCCCAGAGCAUCACUGUGCCCAUAGAUGUGAUCUCACAGCAGCUCAUGAUGCAGGGCCAAGGGGAACAUCUAACACGCUUCAAGGUCAAACCCAAAGCAUCAGCAGGAGCAAAGCACACAGUCACUUUUGGUCAGACCAGAGACAUUAUAGCUCAGAUAUUUGCGGCAGACGGGUUCCGUGGGUUCUACCGGGGAUAUGUGGCAUCUCUUCUCACAUACAUACCCAACAGUGCAGUCUGGUGGCCUUUUUACCACUUUUAUGCAGAACAGCUGUCCAAAAUGGCACCGAGUGACUGCCCACAUUUAAUACUCCAAGCCAUGGCUGGACCUCUGGCAGCUGCCACGGCCUCCACUGUCACCAAUCCAAUGGAUGUGGUUAGAGCGAGGGUUCAGGUCGAAGGCAGGACUUCAGUCAUUGAAACUUUCAAGCAGCUGAUCAGAGAAGAAGGAUUCUGGGGGAUGACCAAGGGCCUCUCUGCUCGCAUCAUAUCUUCCACCCCCACAGCAAUAGUCAUGGUGGUUGGUUAUGAAACCCUAAAAAAACUGAGCCUUCGUCCAGAGCUUGUGGAUUCCAGGCACUGGUAGAGCAGUUGUGUGUCAGCCGUCUCCUCAGUGACUCCCCUUGUGCAUCUCAUCCGUAUCAGAUUUUGCCUUUCAACCUUGCUGCCUUUUGGCAUGUUGUUUGUGUCUUGGAGGUAUUUUAUAUUUGAUUUGUAGGGAAUAUUUUAUGGAUUAAUCUGAUAUCGCAAUAUUAGAACACUGUGUUGGUUUUAUGUGGGGAAGUACUGCUCAGGUUUGUGAGGAACUCGCAAAGCAUUUGAUCAGAAAGAGGGAAAUUUUUAAUUUUACUGUGUAUUUUAAGACUUUUAAUUUAUUUUUGUUACCGUCUAGGUAGUACUUCAGGUGUUUUUCAAAAGCUGAACGAUUUUCUUGGUUUCAGGGGCGGCAAAUAUAUACAGUGAUCAGGUGUAACAUUAAAGCCACCUCCCUGCACUCUCAUUGUUUUUGUACACUAAUUGUCCAUUUUAUCAGCUCCACGCACCAUAUAGGGGCUCUUUGUACUACAAUUACGGACUAAAGUGCUGCUGGAGUUUUUAAACACUCGUUGUCUAGUCUGUCAGAUGCACCUACCUGGUUGAUCCACCUUGUACAUAUAAAAUUAGAAACAGUAACUAGUUGCACAGUUUUUAUUCCCCAAGUCACAGGAGGCUGUUGGCACUGUUGGAUAAAUGUUUUUGUUUGGUGGACUACUCUCAGUCCAGCAGUGACUCUCCAGUGGCACUACUGAUCCACUCAUACUACUGCAACUCACACUAACACCACCACCAUGUCAGUGUCAAAGCAGUGCUGAGAAUGAUCCACCAUACAUGCUCUGUGGUGGGGCCUGUGGGGGUCCUGUCCAUUAAAUAACAGGGUGAAAGUUAGUUUAAAAAAAAAAAGUCAGUAGAAACAAGGAGGUGGUUCUAAUGUUGUGGCUGACCAGUGUGGUUGUGUGUAUGUAAUUUUAUUUUAAGAUUAUUGCUAAUGGUACCUGCCACCUGUUUCUGCCUCUUUGUGUAUGGUGCACUGGAUAUUUUGCUCCUGGAGAUUUUCUGUCAUUUCCAAAUGUGUGAACAGUGUCUUUCAUUUCAGUUAAGCCUCAUUUUGUUCUCUCGUGUUUUGAUGGGGAUUAAGUUGCCAAAGCUCAGUGGAAAAUGAUCAUGUGAUCAGCAAAAGCGUACAUGUUGCACAGGACGUGUGAGGAAAAUAUGCAAUGUUAUCAGGUUGAGUAAAUGGAAGCGUGUGGGAUAGUGACUAUCUGAAUGCACUAAAUGUACAUCACCUGUGAAAUUGUCUCAGUCCUUGACUUAAGAUGGUAUAAUAGUGGUAUUAACAGUGUGACUCA